AUGGCUCAAAUAGUAUUAAGCCGGUUGGUAAACUUGUCUGUUAGUAGGAAUUGUUUGCUGCGCACUUUCUGCACUCAGUCUGCUUCUCCAUUAACCAUCCGCAAACAAGAGGACGGAAUAAGGAGGAUCACUUUAAAUAACCCUAAAAAGCGGAAUGCCUUGUCUCUGGCAAUGAUAACCUCUCUGCAAGAGAACAUCCUGGCUGACAUAGAUGACAAGGAUCUGAGGGUCAUCAUCAUAUCAGCGGAGGGUCCUGUGUUUUCUUCAGGUCAUGACCUUAAGGAGCUAACCUCAGCACAAGGCAGAGACUAUCAUGCCAAUGUGUUCAAGGCUUGCUCAGAGGUCAUGUCCCUGAUUCAGGACAUUCCAGUCCCUGUGAUUGCCAUGGUGAAUGGCAUUGCCACAGCAGCAGGAUGCCAGUUAGUUGCUAGCUGUGAUAUUGCUGUGGCUACAGACAAGUCAACCUUCGCCACCCCUGGUGUAAAUAUUGGCCUAUUCUGCUCUACUCCAGGAGUGGCCAUCGGAAGAGCUGUGCCCAGAAAGGUUGCGAUGGAGAUGUUAUUCACAGGCAAGCCAAUCACAGCGCAGGAGGCUUUAUUACAUGGACUGGUGAGUAAAGUGGUGAGCGAGGACCGAUUAGAGGAGGAGACACUGGGCAUUGCUCGCCGAGUCUGUGAAUCCAGUCGUCCAGUGGUGGCUCUGGGAAAAGCAGCCUUCCAAAAACAGAUGGCACAAAGCCGAGAUACUGCAUACGCAACCGCCACCGCUGUCAUGGUGGACAACCUGGCGCUGAGUGAUGGGCAGGAGGGCAUCAAGGCUUUUAUAGAGAAACGCAGGCCUGUGUGGACUCACAGCAAUGACAUGGUACAUGACUAGAUUAGGAAAAUGCUAAAGUUUGGACACCCCAGUCAAAUGAGUUAACACUUUCUCUAAGGGAACUCAACUAUAGCCAUUUUAAUGCACAGUUACUGUUGCUAAAUUGAACAUAUUGAGAGUUAAAGCACAUUUAUAGUCUUCUCUUUAUUUUUUCUAUUAUGGUUAAUUCAGUAAAUAGAAAUUGUGCAAUGAAAUCUGCAAGAAAAUACCAUAUAUAAGUCCCUGUCAGUGAUUUAUGAAAUCCCUCACACUAUUGUCUUUACAGUAACCCAAUCACAACCUAAUUUAACAUUUAUGAAGGUUUUAUUGUCAAAACACCAAUCCCUACAUAGGGCAGUAUCGUUUUGUAUCUUAUUGUAUGUUGUAUAUUGUGCCAUACUUUUCAUACAGUUACCCUGCAUCUUACUAUGACUUUUCCCCCUCAGUUUAUCUCCUAUGUAAUGAUUAUUGAUAAUUGUAUUGAUGCAUCCACACCUACAUGUAUGAUAAGGUAUUGACAUGUUUAUUCAUUGUUUACUCAUAUGUUUUCUUUUGGUCUAAAAAAUAAUAUUACUUAAGCAUUAAACAGAAUAAAAAGGUCAGAGAAUCUGUGCAUUUAAACAUUGUUAAGCAUGUUAAGCUUGCUUGUAUGUACGACUUUGCAUAAGCAGAAAGUUUGAAAAGAUAACGUGGCUGACUUCUGAGUGAAAGCAUGUCAUGCUCAGGGAAAAUAAAAAUCAUUUUAAUCAAUUAAA
Messenger RNA from Trichomycterus rosablanca, 1610 nucleotides. It is a transcript of the gene echdc3, whose product is annotated as enoyl CoA hydratase domain containing 3. The record is from RefSeq and is a predicted model, not a curated record. Lineage: Eukaryota; Metazoa; Chordata; Actinopteri; Siluriformes; Trichomycteridae. Gene Ontology annotation, cellular component: mitochondrion. Bases 1 to 876 code for a protein of 291 amino acids. The transcript has 5 exons. Gene Ontology annotation, molecular function: hydro-lyase activity.